Messenger RNA from Chaetomium fimeti, 5552 nucleotides. RefSeq names its product glycoprotease family-domain-containing protein. Bases 205 to 5088 code for a protein of 1627 amino acids. Gene Ontology annotation, biological process: mitochondrial tRNA threonylcarbamoyladenosine modification. Gene Ontology annotation, cellular component: mitochondrion. The transcript is spliced from 3 exons. The record is from RefSeq and is a predicted model, not a curated record. NCBI's taxonomy places the organism in Eukaryota, Fungi, Ascomycota, Sordariomycetes, Sordariales, Chaetomiaceae.
GGCAUUCUAAUCCUCGUUUGGGACUCGGGCACGUGUCAGAGGCCAUUGUUUGAAGAGUCAUACCUCCUACUCACACUCUCACUCUUGGAUAUCAUGAACACCUGAUCACCGACACGCAUCUACAACAACUUUCAAUAAUCAAGAACAAACAUCACAACAAUCCUACUGACAAACAACGUUCCGAGAACGAAAAUCGAAAACAAGAUGAGCGACCCACAGGCGCUUCAACCAGGCUCUGGAAGCCGGAUGUCUUCCAGGACCAAGGAUGACUGGGAAGACUGGGAAGACGACGAGGUGCUGACGCCCAUGACGACGAGAGAUGGCCCUCUACUUGACGCGGCACCUGGGAGGGCAGGAGGUGCGAGGGGAGAGGCGGCAGGGCACCCAGAACGACGACCAUCUCGGCGGGUUUCUGGCGUAACUGCCCGGCCGUCGAUGAAAGGGUUGGGGAGGUUCACCUCCCGCCGAAGACAAAAAGCCCAGAAUGUGAAAGCUGGUAUCACUCUAGUCACCGACAUGACCAAGUUCCAGAAGCAAAAACAACAGCACAUCGCCCACCAUAUGAAACCGACCCACGAUAACCGAGAAAGCCGAACCGGCAAGUUCGUUGACGCCGCUGCUCUGAAAGCUCUCGAGGGCGCCCCAUCUGACGAUUCUAUCGGCACCUUUGCCUGGCUGACACGGCGACCAACCAAGGGCAAGAGGAUCGAGAGGCUGGUCGCCGAGUCCUCUCCGCAGGCCGAUUUAUCGCCCGGAGCCAGGCCCAUCAUGAUCGGUUUUGAGAUGCCCUCCGACUCGGAUGUGGUCAUCAGCCCGCAGACCGCCGUCGUCGAGACCCCGAUCGAGUUCCCCCUGGUUUUCAAGCCGACCAACGUCACGUCCCCAAGCCAGCCCGUUUCCGCCUGGUCUCCCGAUACCGAGGACGGCGCCUCUCCAAGGAUGGUGGAGCGAGGGUUCGUACCCGCAGUUCCGUCGAUCCCAAGCCAUUACCGGGCUGCCGAUGUCUCGCCUAUCACGGCGAGUGACCAUGGGGACGCCUUCUCAGCGGCUGGCGAGAGGAGGAACUUCCGAGACACAGCCACCACGCCGAUUUAUGUCAGCGAUAACGACGAUGACAUGGCCACACCAGUUACACUGUUUGAAGAAGAUGGAAGUCCAGCAACCACACAAAGAAAAUCGCUGAGGUUCAAAGGCCGGCCACGGUCAGGAACGGGUGGGAGCGCACGAUCCAAAGGCUGGUGGGACCAGGUGACCUCCCCCUUCGGACCGCCAACACCCCGAAGCCCGGCUUCAAUCCAAACCAAGCCUGAUGAGGGGCAAUCGUGGUGGAAUGACCUGGAUAAGAAAAAGGCUUUCUCCCCCGCCACGCCCAUGUCAGAGGCUGGAUCCUCGAGCGGGUCACGGAACAUUCCCAGAACUCAUCACCAUCAACCCCCAGAGAUCAUUAUUGAAGACAUGUCGUCCUCGAUCCCUUCAUCCUCCAGGACGGCCGCGGCGCCUCCACAGCGGCAACCCGAGCGGCAACCCGAACCCGAGAAGCGACGCGAAAUGGUUGAGGAGGUACAGACACCCGGCGAGCAGCCGCCCCCAUACUCGCCACCAUCAAGAAACAAUAAUGCCCGUUACCGUGCAGUUUUCCCUCCUGGGCAUCCGCUCAACUCCCUCUAUCCGCCUUCUCCCGGUCCAGUCCCGCCCGGCCUGUCACAAACCAUGACAUCCCAGGGCGCGAUCGACCUCUCAGACGUCCCGUUGACACCGCCCCCCACCGAUCAGAGGCUGCCCGACAGGCCUCUGGGGUCCUUUGUGCCCGGCGAUCAUUUUAUUGACGUUUCCGGGCGUGGCCCGAGACAAAAGGCAGAGCGGCAGCGGCGUCGGCACGAGAAGGAGGAUGCGGUCGCCUUCCAGGCGGGCAGGAUGUGGCAUGGCCGUGGCUGCUUCCCUUGCUGUGGCUGCUUCGGCAGGCCCGGCCGCGAGGGGAGGAAGCGAAGACGGUGGUGCUUGGGCAUCUGCAUCGCAAUCCUGUUGCUGACGGCGCUGGGAGUCACCCUCGGCAUACUCCUGACGCGGCAAACCGCCCCCGAGGAAAUCAUUCCCUCGCGGUUCCUCAACCUCACCAAUUUCCCGCCGAUUCCCACGGGCAUCUCGACCGUGAUCGGCCCCGAAUCCGACUCGACGACGGCGUGUGUCCAGCCGCCAACGCUCUGGACCUGCGCCCUCCCUAAGGAGCAAGCCGACUCUGUGGCGCCGUUCGACGCCAGCCAGCCCAGCUUCGUCAUCCAGAUCCAGUUCGACAACAACACCCGGCAGCUAUGGAACGUCCAAGGGGACCCUCCCCGCCCUACCCCCACCGACCGGGGCGAAUCGUUGCCGCUACCGCAGCCAAUCGAGACAACGACAGCGGCGACAGCCACCCCGACCACGAGCCCGCGUGCCGUCCCAGUCACGGGGUUCACCUCGCUCGUCCGCCACCUCCUACGGAAGCGCGACGACUCGGGAUCCAGCCUCGCACUGCGAUCAGAGCCACCACCGCCCAGCUUCCAAGAGAUCUUCUUCCUCGGCAACACCACCGACGGAGUCGUCUCAGACGACAAAGCCGGCGAGCCAACGCCCUUCUACAUCAGCAUGCUGCGCAGCACCAACGACACCGUCGGCCCCAACACCCUCACCCGGCGCGCCGACGACGACGACAACGACAACAACAACGGCAUCAACUUCAACCCCCAAACCAACAUCACCGCCGGCCAAGCCCUCAUCAACGCCUCCGACAUCGCGCCGCCACCCGCCCUCGACCGCGACGGCACCGGCGCCCCGGCCGUACUCCUCGCCUUCCCCACGCAGCAACCGCUGCGCCUGUACGACCGCGGCCUGCCGACGGAGCGCUACGGCUUCUACAGCUACUUCAACAAGACGACCUACGUCAAGUCGGCGGCGGCGCUGGGCGACGACGGCGACGACGACGAGACCCCCGUGCCCGCCGACCUCAACGGCGGCGCGCUCAAGACGGAAGCCAAGUUCCUCGUCACCUGGCUGUCGGUGCGCUACAAGGUGGAGAUCUGGACGCGCAUGGCGAAUACCACCAGGCUGGUUGGGGAUAGGGGCGUGAGCGGCAGCAAUAGCACCCAGCCGGGGUCGUUUCCGUAUCCGGUGACCGUCACGAUGGACACGCAUGGUGGUGAGCGCGGGCGGAAGUUUGCGUUUCUGAGGGGGGUGGAUGACCGCCAAAGGAUUAUCUUGGAUGAUGCGCUCUUUGUGCUGAACCGGAUGAAUACGACGGGGGAUCUGAUCAAUGCGGCGGGGGGGUUUAAUCCGAGUUUUGGGGGGAUGGAUGGCGGGACGGGGGGGUGCAAGUGCGAGUAUAGGAAUUGGCUUUCAUGGGCCACGGUUCGUGCCAACCGGAAAGCGAUACAUACAAGGGUUAGGAACAAUGAAGAGAGAGGUGUGGUGACACUCGCCAUCGAGACAUCAUGCGAUGACACUUGCGUCGCCGUCCUCCAAAAGUCGGGCGACGCCGCCAAGGUAUUGUUCAACAGCAAGGCCACAUCCGAUCACCGGAAAUUCGGCGGCAUCAAGCCUGACGAGGCCGUCCAGGGACACUCGGCCAACCUGCCUAGACUCCUGCAGGCCGCCAUACAACAGCUGCCCAUCGACCACCCCAAGCCCGACUUCGUCAGCGUCACCCGCGGGCCCGGCAUCACCUCCGCCCUGUCCGUCGGCCUGACCAUGGCCAAGGGCCUAGCCCUGGUAUGGGAACGGCCACUAGUCGCCGUGCACCACAUGCAGGCCCACGCCCUGACGCCGCGCUUGGUCGAGGCGCUCGCGAACUCCAAGCGGCCACCGCCGGAGGACUCGGCGCCGCGAGACGCACAGCCGGCCUUCCCCUUCCUAAGCCUGCUCGUGUCGGGCGGGCACACCCAACUCCUCCUCACCCGGUCCGCCGUCUCGCACGCCACGCUGGCCGAGGCCGCCAACGUCGCCAUCGGCGACAUGCUCGACAAGUGCGCGCGCGCCAUCCUCCCCGCCCACAUCCUCGCCAACACCCCCGACGUCAUGUACGCCGCGGAGCUGGAGCGCUUCGCCUUCCCCAAGCAGCCGCCGCAGCAGCAACCGCAGCAACCACAGACCCACCCACCACCACCACCACCACCAACACCCAACAACGCACCACCCCCACCACCCCCCAACCUAGACCCCGACCUAAACCCAGACCAAACCCUCUACACCUACCACCCCCCAACCCGCCGACGCGACGAGAUCCAACCCUACACCUCCCCAACCCACGGCUGGACGCUGACCCCGCCACUCCACGAGAGCCGCGCAAUGGCCUUCGACUUCUCGGGCCUGGGCGGCCAGGUGCAAGCCAUCGUGCAGCGGAACCCGGGCAUGGACGAGGCGCAGCGCGUGGAGCUGGCGCGGGAGACGAUGCGUGUGGCGUUUGAACAUCUGGCGAGUCGGGUUGUUUUUGUGUUGGAUGGGAUGCGGGCGGGUGUGGAGGGUGGGGUUGGGAAGGGGGAGAAGAAGGCAGUGCUGCCGGUCAAGACGCUGGUGGUGUCGGGCGGGGUGGCGUCGAACCGGUUUUUGAUGUACGUGCUGCAGCGGGUGCUGGAGGUGCGCGGGUAUGGGCGGGAUGUGGUGGGGAUCGUGCGGCCGCCCCGCGAGUUGUGCACUGAUAAUGCUGUUAUGGUGGCGUGGGCCGGUAUGGAGAUGUGGGAGGCCGGCUGGCAGAGCGACCUGUCGGUGCUGCCGCAGCGGCGGUGGCCGAUGGAUGAUGGCUAUGAGGGCAUCGAGGACCCGGAGGCGGAGCGGGUGGAGAGGUAUAGGUGGCUGGAAGUACAAAGGGAACGGGGGGAACCAAGGGAACUGGGAGCGCGAAUGCGCGCAGCAGAAAGCCACGUAUCCAAAAAGCACGGCAUUCUCGGGGUGGAUGGCUGGCAGCGGCGGUCUCGGGAUAAGGAGAUACUGUGGCUGGCGGAGGGGGCGAAAGCGAACGAGAGAGCGAGGCAGAAAGCGAUCGAGGUAGAGAUGCGAAAGGCGGAACUGAGGGAGAGAAAGUUGGGGAGGGAAAUGCCUUCUAAGGAUCACGAGGAAUGAGGGCAAGAGAUGCAAAAAAGGAGAGACCCGGCUGAGACUGCGGCCCCGAACGAACAAGCAGCCAAGUUGAGGGACGACCGCAAUACCCAAAAGCGGAGGAUCCGGGGGAUUGGGCACUUGCCCUUGUAUAUUAAGAUACCUACCUCUGUACCAGUCUUGUACGAUCAUGUUGACAUGAUAUUUAAUAACGAGGGGUCAGGUCGGAUACUCGACCGGUUCGGCACACAUCGAUCGCACUUGACUACUGGAGCUUGUAUGUACCUUGGAAGACGUGCUCAUUGCUCUUGUUCUACAUUUACAAGCCGUGCCCGUCUCAUCAAUCCAGUCCCCAGUCCCAUUUAUUGACGCCAUGAUGUUCGUAAAAUACCAAGUCCGAUGCCACAAAGGGCGGCUCCUCGCUCACCGGACCUCCAACCCCUCUUUGAUGCCGCCGAUUUAUUCGGUAAAGUUGCUCGUGACGUUGC